AUGACGUAUCUCGCCGGCGCCAUGGCAUUCGCCAUGGCAUGUCAGUUCCGCUUGUCCCUUGCUGCGGGAGAGGCUGCCCUCGAGGCUUGUCCGACCACUGAGACCGGCUUCAACACCACCAGUGGUAUCAACUAUAACAUCUGCACCGGCACAGACUGGGUCGGCAAAUCUGCACAACAGAUCAAAAUGGUGAACACACUUGAAAUGUGUGCUUCACUAUGUGCAGAAGACGGCCUGUGCUUGAAGGCUGUCUACGACAGUAGCGGAAAGGUGUGCCACAUCAAGUCGAACGAUGACGACCUAACCUGGACGGAGAACAAGGACCUCGACACGGUCUACAUUAGUAACGAAUUCCCCGAGACGACGGAUAUUGCAACAUGUCCAUACAACCAAACGACCUAUGAGGCAGAGUCAGGGGAACAGUUCUCGAUCUGCCCCGGCACAGAUCUUCGCGGCAACGACCUGAACGAAAUCAAGGACGUUGAUAAUGCCGUCGACUGCGCCAUGCAAUGCUCAACCGUUAAGGCUUGUGCCAAAGCCGUCUACGAUACCGCGGACCGGGUUUGCCACAUCAAAGGCGCUGAUGAUGAGAACCAGAACACAUUGAUCUGGUACACCAAUAAGAGAUAUGAGGUCAUCCAACGCAAGACUACAUACAACCCAGCUACCAAGGGACAGUGGUCUGACCUCAUCCGCCUCCCAGUCAUCCCUGUUGCCGCCUACAUCGUGCCUGCAUUCCCUGCGCCCGAGCGGAUGCUCUUCUUCUCGUCCUUCAAGGCUUUUGACUUCAGCGGCGCAACAGGGAAGACGCAAUUCGGCGACCUGAACCUUGGCACAGGAGAGGUCUCUCAGCGUGAAGUUGCCAACACACACCAUGACAUGUUCUGCCCUGCCCUCUCGUCGCUGGAGGAUGGCCGCAUGGUCAUCAGCGGAGGUUCCGACGCUGAGGCCGUGAGCAUCUACAACCCAGAGACCAAUGAGUUCACCCGCGCACCCAACAUGACCAUCGCUCGUGGUUAUCAAUCUUCAUGUACGCUCUCUGAUGGUCGCGUAUUUACCAUUGGCGGGUCAUACUCCGGCGGCAGGGGCGGCAAGAACGGCGAGGUCUACGACGCGGACACCAACGAGUGGACCUACCUGCCUGACGCCGCAGUCGAGGAUAUGCUGACUGCCGACGAGGGCGGCAUCUGGAGACAGGACAACCACGGCUGGCUGUUCGGCUGGAAGAACGGCUCCGUCUUCCAGGCGGGCCCCUCCAAGACUCAGCACUGGUACGGCACCGAAGGCAACGGCUCGGUCCUCGAGGCCGGCACCCGCGACGACGACGACGCCAUGUGCGGCAUCUGGGCCAUCUACGAUGCCGUCGCCGGUAAGGUCCUGUCCGCGGUUGGAUCCCCCGACUACACGGACAGCGACGCCAACAACCGCGCGCAUGUGACCACCAUCGGCGAGCCCUGGGAGCCGUCCAAGGUCGAGAGGAUGCCAGACCCGGCCUACCCGCGCGGCUUCGCCAACGCCGCCGUGCUGCCCGACGGCACCGUCCUCGUGACGGGCGGCCAGAAGAGGUCCCUCGUCUUCACGGAUACCGACGGCAUCAUGUAUCCUGAGCUGUUCGACCCGGUCAAGCAGACCUGGACGCAGAUGGCGCGCGAGGCCGUCCCGCGGAACUAUCACUCCAUCUCCAUCCUUCUGCCCGACGCCACCGUCUUCAGUGGCGGCGGUGGUCUCUGCUACUUGGCGUCCAUGACGGCCGACGACUCGAACUGUGACCGCACGGUGGACCACCCUGAUGGCCAGAUCUUCAGCCCGCCGUAUCUGUUCAACGAGGACGGCUCGGCGGCUACCCGGCCUACCAUCGACACCCUGUCCGCGACCAACGCCACCGCGGGUGCCACCCUCAAGAUCGUCGUGCAGAACGAGGAGGUCGCUGAGAACUCGACGCUCGUGCUCAUCCGCCUCGGGUCUGUGACACACUCGAUCAACACCGACCAGCGUCGUGUGCCUCUCGUCGACGUCACCGUCACGGGAACGCAGAUGGCUGGGGACGUCGCUGCGGACGGCAGCCUGACGAACCCGACGCCUGUCGGCACCGAGUACACGGUCGUCCUGCCUGAAGACUAUGGCAUCCUGCUCCCCGGGUUCUACUACCUGUUUGCUGUGUCUGCGAAUGGAGUGCCGAGUGCGGCUAAGACAUUGCAAAUUACUUUGUAA
Diaporthe citri is the source of this 2211-nucleotide messenger RNA. RefSeq lists its product as uncharacterized. Lineage: Eukaryota; Fungi; Ascomycota; Sordariomycetes; Diaporthales; Diaporthaceae. The record is from RefSeq and is a predicted model, not a curated record. The transcript has a single exon. Bases 1 to 2211 code for a protein of 736 amino acids. Gene Ontology annotation, molecular function: protein binding.